AUGCUUGACCAAGUCGAGCCGCCAGACACCUUCAAGCCGUCCGAGGUUGCCUUGCAGUUGACGGACAAGGAGCUGGCAGCCCUAGGCUACGAGAAAUGGGAAGAGGCGCUGCCUGGUGUAUAUGAAUUGGCAUUCGAGUCACGCGAGCUGGGAGACUGCGAGAUCCUCAGGAAGGGCGUGGUGAUUGGAGACGAUGUGACGCUGGCGGACAUUGACGGGCCUAUCCGGAUCAGGCGGGUGGUGAUGUGA
Messenger RNA from Pseudocercospora fijiensis CIRAD86, 249 nucleotides. RefSeq lists its product as uncharacterized. Bases 1 to 249 code for a protein of 82 amino acids. The record is from RefSeq and is a predicted model, not a curated record. NCBI's taxonomy places the organism in Eukaryota, Fungi, Ascomycota, Dothideomycetes, Mycosphaerellales, Mycosphaerellaceae. The transcript has a single exon.